Molecule: messenger RNA, 2140 nt
Organism: Cynocephalus volans (Philippine flying lemur)
Lineage: Eukaryota; Metazoa; Chordata; Mammalia; Dermoptera; Cynocephalidae
Gene: SLC37A4
Product: solute carrier family 37 member 4
Exons: 10
Coding region: 232-1587 (451 amino acids)
Biological process (GO): glucose-6-phosphate transport; phosphate ion transmembrane transport
Cellular component (GO): endoplasmic reticulum membrane
Molecular function (GO): glucose 6-phosphate:phosphate antiporter activity
Source: RefSeq, a predicted model, not a curated record
GCCUGCGGCCCGCCCAGUGCUGUUCGGGCUCCCGCUUCUAUUCAGGACACUGGGUUCCCUAGGAGCUGCCCCAGGCUUAAUGAUUGUCCAGAAGGUGGCUAUAAAGGGAGCCUGGGAGGCGGGUGGAGGAGGGAGCAGAAAAAACAACUCAGCAGAUCUGGACGCUUAGAGCACUGCAAGCAGGAGCUGUGGUCAGAGGCACCUGGCCGGUAGGGCCUGCUCUUUUCUACCAUGGCGUCCCAAGGCUAUGGCUAUUAUCGCACCGUGAUCUUCUCAGCUAUGUUUGGGGGCUACAGCCUGUACUACUUCAACCGGAAGACCUUCUCCUUUGUCAUGCCGUCCCUCGUGGAAGAGAUCCCUCUGGACAAAGAUGACUUGGGUCUCAUCACCAGCAGCCAGUCAGCAGCCUAUGCCAUCAGCAAGUUUGUGAGUGGGAUGCUCUCUGACCAGAUAAGUGCUUGCUGGCUCUUCUCUUCGGGGCUUCUCCUGGUUGGCCUGGUCAACAUAGUCUUUUCCUGGAGCUCCACAGUACCUGUCUUCGCUGCUCUCUGGUUCCUUAAUGGCCUGGCACAGGGGCUAGGCUGGCCCCCAUGUGGGAAGAUACUGCGGAAGUGGUUUGAGCCAUCUCAGUUUGGCACUUGGUGGGCUAUCCUGUCAACCAGCAUGAACUUGGCCGGAGGACUGGGCCCUAUCCUGGCAACCAUCCUCGCCCAGAGCUACAGCUGGCGCAACACGCUGGCCCUGUCUGGGGUGCUGUGUGUGUUUGUCUCCUUUCUCUGUCUCCUGCUUAUCCAUAAUGAACCUGCUGAUGUUGGACUCCACAAUCUGGACCCCACCCCCUCCAAGGGCAAGAAGGCCUCCUUGAAGGAAGAGAGUACCCUACCGGAGCUGCUGCUGUCCCCCUACCUCUGGGUGCUCUCCACUGGCUACCUUGUGGUGUUUGGAAUAAAGACCUGCUGUACUGACUGGGGCCAGUUUUUCCUUAUCCAGGAGAAAGGACAGUCAGCCCUCGUGGGUAGUUCCUACAUGAGUGCCCUGGAGGUUGGGGGCCUUGUAGGCAGCAUUGCAGCUGGCUACCUGUCAGACCGGGCCAUGGCAAAGGCAGUGCUGUCCAUCUAUGGGAACCCACGCCAUGGCCUGUUGCUGUUCAUGAUGGCUGGCAUGACAUUGUCCAUGUACCUCUUCCGGGUGACAGUGACCAGUGACUCCCCCAAGGGUGUUGCUUUCUGGACUCCGGCUCUUCACCCUCUUGCUGAACUCACAGGCUUUACAGAGCAUGAGCUCUGGAUCCUGGUGUUGGGAGCUGUGUUUGGUUUCUCUUCUUACGGUCCCAUUGUCUUGUUUGGAGUCAUAGCCAACGAGAGUGCCCCUCCCAACUUGUGUGGCACCUCCCAUGCCAUUGUGGGACUCAUGGCCAAUGUGGGCGGCUUUCUAGCUGGGCUGCCCUUCAGCACCAUUGCCAAGCACUACAGUUGGAGCACAGCCUUCUGGGUGGCUGAAGUGAUUUGUGCAGCCAGCACAGCUGCCUUCUUCCUCCUACGAAACAUCCGCACCAAGAUGGGCCAAGUGCCCAAAAAGGCUGAGUGAAGAGAGUGCAGACUCUGAAGUACCCUCCCACCUGUGGCCUUCCCCCUGCACACUGUGGGGGAAAGAAAGGGAGGGGACUGCUCUGGCUAGCACUGAACCUUUGACUUUCCAUUUCUGCACCCUCUCCCUCGCUCAGGUGGUGCUGGAAGUUGUCAGUGGCUAAUGAAGUCCCAGCUCCCCAUCCUAUGCUCUAUUUAAAAGAUAACCUUUGUUCUUGGACUACAUUAGCUCCUAUUUCCUGCCUUCAGACAAACAGAAACUCCUGCAGUCAGGGAAUCUCCUGUACCCUUCAUCCUCUACUAGGCCUUGUCCUGUCCCCAUCCUCUCCCAUUCCUUACCUAAGAUGAGGUUACCCUGCAGCUCCAGGGCACUAAUGGCCUGUGACUUCUGCCCAAGGCUUCUGAGCAGUGGUCAACCGCUAUUGCCAAUACCUCAGAAUCCAGGGGAAGAGAGGAGGCUAUCUCUCUCACCAGUACCCUGGGUAUAGUAGGGGGGUAUGAGUGGGAGGGUGAGAUGACUUGUUAAUAGAAGAUUAAAACGAUUUGAUACUAAA